Messenger RNA from Lates calcarifer (barramundi perch), 4620 nucleotides. Its product is annotated as TLC domain-containing protein 4-B. The transcript is spliced from 7 exons. The coding region runs from base 402 to 1199 and encodes 265 amino acids. Gene Ontology annotation, biological process: lipid homeostasis. Gene Ontology annotation, cellular component: membrane; endoplasmic reticulum. Lineage: Eukaryota; Metazoa; Chordata; Actinopteri; Centropomidae. The record is from RefSeq and is a predicted model, not a curated record.
GGUGGGGGGCCGGAAGGGGGGUUACCUCACACACCAACACCAACACCCCCCUGUCGUUCCCGUAAUCGAGCGUCGAGCUUCACGAUCCGCACCGCUGCAAGUAUGCACGUUUCGUGUGGGACAGGAUUCUCGGUAAACACUGCAAAGGUGGCACGGCCACGGAGCAUCGGCCCCUGCACACCCCCCGCAAGUUGUUAGCGCGCGUGCGUGCGUGUGUGUGUGUGUGUGUGUGUGUGUGUGUGUAUGGAGCUGGAGGCGGGCUGUCUUGUUUAUCAAAAAUGACUCGACAUGGCUGUGGCUUUGAAUCAACAUACGCGGCUUUGCGAGCGACCCCUGGAAACCACAAGCAGUUGAGAGAGUGAGGCGCAAAUCAUCUUAAUGAAAGUCAUCAGAGGGGUUGGAUGGCCAUGGACCCAUUCAGCCAGCUUAUCCUCACCAUCUCGGUGACCAGCUUCCUCACCUUCCAGUGGCUCUUCCACAAAGUCAGCCCCUGGAUGUCCAUGCGCAUCAGUCCCGGCUUCCUUGGCCUCAGUGACAAACAGAAGGUGGAAUGGAACUCAAGGACAGUGUCAACAUUUCAUGCACUGUUGGUGGGAAUCUUCUGUCUUUACAUCCUACUCUUUGAUGAUGCUGUCAACGAAGAUCCAGUCUGGGGAGAUCCUACACUGGUGAAGACUAAUGUUGCCAUCACAACAGGCUACCUCAUAUCUGAUCUGCUGCUAAUAUUUUACUAUUGGAAGGCGAUAGGUGACAAGUUUUUUGUAGUUCACCAUCUGGCAGCGUUGUAUGCUUACUACUAUGUACUGGGCCAAGGAAUGUUGCCUUAUUUUGCUAACUUCCGUCUGCUCGCUGAGUUUUCUACACCAUGUGUGAACCAGCGCUGGUUCUUUGAGGUUCUAGGUUAUCCCAAGUCCUCGCGGCCCAACAUGGCAAAUGGCGUUGCCAUGGCAGUAGUCUUUUUCAUGGUCCGCAUUGCCGUCAUGCCGCUCUACUAUGGUCGUAUGUAUGCAGUCUAUGGCACUGAGGCCUUCUACCUCGUGCCGUGGGGCGGCCGCGUAGCUUGGAUCUGCUCCAGUAUCUGUUUGGACAUCAUGAACAUUAUGUGGAUGCAUAAGAUCGCCCGCGGCUGCUACAAGGUGUUGCGCUCGGCUCACCGGAGCAAAGCCAGCACACCUCAGGAGAAUGGGAAAACGGAUUAAGGGAAUCAGGGUGUCAGCGAUGAGGAAGCGACACAGUAGAGACAAAAUGACGUCACUCUCAGUGCAGCAGUGAGCAGUGGUGUGGACCCUUGUAUGUCAAGCUGCUCCAGUAGUAGCACACCUGGGACUUGUGACAUUUCAGGGCCGAAUGUAGGAAGAUGAGGAAAAUUUUUCAGAAGCGGGCACAGUCACUGAGAUGUACUGAUGGACCAUUUAACUGGCCAUCCCUAAGCCAUGAAAUGACGUCUUAGCAAUACUCUGUGUGCAUGGUCAAUUAUUUUUUUCUCUUGAACAAUUUACCACAAAAGAGGUCGUCCUGGGACAGCGGACUGUUAGCCCAGUCACAAAUUGUCAAAAAGUUUACCAUUCUUUACACACUUAUUGCUCAACAAAAGACUUAGAUAUGAAGCAAAGAUUUGAGGGAACCACAAAAACAUUUAGUGAUUCCACAAUAACGGUCAGUGCCAUAAAAUCAUUGUGAGGGAAAACAGUCAAGCAUCUUUUUUUUUUCCCUCAUUCUUGAAAUAAAUUUACAGGGACUUGAUUCAGAUGCAGUCGGGUCACAGAAACUCUUAAGAGUAAGUAUGAAUAAAUCAGUUGAUCACUUCAUCCGCUGUCUGCCAAUUAGAAGCUUCGUUUAAAAAGCCAGCCUUUAAGAAAUUUAUUGGAAUAUCAUUAUUCUUGGUUGCUAUUACAUUUGAAUGGUUCAUUUAAAUAAUGAAGGGUUAUCAGUACACUGUGUAAUGUGUAGUCUGUUUCUUUGGCCUUGCAGGGAUUGAGGCAAAUGUGUUUUUUUAAAAAGACAAAUAGCUAUAAAGGACAGUGGUGUACAGGGUACAUCAAUACAGGCGUGCUAAAAAGGGAAACUGAAUGUCAAUUCUGUGUUUUUACUCUGACAUUAAGAGUGAUUUUUCUAGAGAAAGAAAUACCAAGGCCACAGUUAAUAUCGGAUUUGUAAAUCCACAUCAUUUAACGUGUGUACAACUUUUCACAGAAUGCAAACAAAAGAAUUUCACAUCACAUAAACAAAAAUAUGUAGUUGACACUAUUUCGUGGGAGUCUGCGUUAUAUUUAUUUCACAUUGUGCUUUGCAUGUAAAGUGGUGAAAUUGACCUGGAGUUCUCAUUGGGAAUUAGUGUCAUAGACAAACCUGAAAACAAUUAAAUACAAGAGAGUGACUUCUUUGAUAUAUUCCAUUUAUACUGAGAGGAUUGAUGGGAGAUGUUAGCGGGAUUCUGACACUCACACUUUUUCCAUGAUCAAGUGUUCUGCAGUUUAUGUAAUAUUCACUUUUUCUAUUUAUGAUAUCUUUUAGGCACAAACUGUUAAUUUUAUCCCCUGGGCAACAUUUUGCCAACAAGCUGCAUGCUGCUAUGUAUGUUUUCCAUUAAGGAAAUGAUGAGUAUAACCCGGAAAAUUCUGUUCAGGAUCCAGUAAUUUGUUUCCUCAGAUUUUAGUUGUGUGUAGACAGUGUUUUGAACGGUAAAGGUUUAUGUUAAAAAAUAUUUUGUAAUUGUUUUGAGAGCAUUGUAAUAAUAAUAGCUUCUGCUUCAUGUUGUAUAUGAUUUACAUACAAGGAUGGUGUUUUGGCUUCAGUGGGUAUGAGCAUAUGGAAAAGUUGUGAAGAUCGUGAAGAUUGAUGUUAUUGUUUUCUUAACUGUCAUUCUACUGACCAUUACACGACACUGAACACAGAACAAUUCAGCUCAAAAGUAUUUAAGACAAAUGUAUCAUUUGUUCAAUUUAAAGCCGCAAUUCAUCAAUGAUUUAUGAGACGUACUUGAAUUUUCAUUGUAAAUGUAUCUUUUUAUGAGCUGUACAUCAAAAGCUGUCAAAUGUUUGUGAAACAGAAACAGGGAUCGCUAGUUUUUAAAGUACGCCUUGCUAUGUUCAGCAUUUGAUUUUGUUGCCUUUUUCAAAUGAUUUAUGAUUGCACAGUGAUUUUGUUAUGCCCAACUCCUCACAACACUGUGAUUUACUUGCGUGUUUUCCAUGUCUGACGCUCGUCUAAUGUGAUUGUUUUUGCCUUUGUAAUAGAUCAGUUUCAGGCUGGUUGUUUUAGUGCUUUUGCUUUUGUUACAGUUUUUAAAAUUCAAAGAAAAAAAUAAGAUGUAUGUAUAUGUGCCAGUGCUUGAGCCAUUAACUACUCCAUGGUGAAAACUUAUGGUGUUGUUAUAGGAUAAUGUCGGUUUCUUUUUCUUCCACGAGGAUUUUCAUACAACAAUGCCAACUUGCAACCAUGAUUCCAUGGUUCAGAUCAGUUCUGUUCACAGUGCAUGCUGUGCCUCGUUGCAGUAGUAAUGAUGAUGCUCAGUUUAGUUUGACCAUGGUAGACAUUCUCUCAGUUAUGCCAUUGAGCCAGUGUGUUUGGAAAAGAAUGGACUUGACAACUGAUUAUGGGUAUAUGUCAUCUACAUUGUAAGUGGAUAUCACUGUCACAUCUUAGAAAGUAGUCGGGAUGUGAUGUCUGUCAAUAAUUCACUGGAAUUAAUUGGAAAUCAUUCUAGGGUUUCAGGAUAGCAGCAGACUACCACUUCUGGUAGAAUCAGGGGUGACUCUGUAUGCAAGGUCAUGCAUGGUCAAUACAGUCUUCUUCAUGCACCCUCUAUAACUGCAUGUGCUAUUGCAUGGGGAUUGCACUGUAAGCAAAAUAGCAUAUACAUCUUCGAGACAAAUUUUGUUCCUUGUUUUCUCUUCCUUAGUACAUGUACAUAAUGUUUAAUUAAACGUUAUUCUUGUACUGUGCCACAUUAUGUAAUCCACAGAUGAUGAUAAUGAUGUGACGAGAACAUCAUGAAGCAGAUAUUUACUAUAAUAUCCAGCACAGAAGUAAUCAGUAAGGGAAUACUUGAAUACUAAUCAGCACAGUUUAUAACAACUUGGGCAGUGCAAAUAAACAUUAAUACUAUGAGCAUCUUGCGUCCUAUGCCUACCAUUGUCUUUAAUUUAUUAAGUAAACAUAAAGCAGAUGUCAUGGUAGCAGAGCGUGGUGCUGCUGUCAGCUAGGCUGGUGUUGGUGUUUCUGUUCUGAAUGUUGUACGGAGGAGAGACGUGAGGAGGUGGAGUGUUUAGUGACAUUCUAUGAAUGUGUUGGAGAUGGAGAAAAUAUGUCAUUUGCAUUUUCAUUUGUUCAUUACAAUAAAUACCAAAUUAACUGAUAUGAUGUAUCAGGCAUGAAAAAGGUUUUCUUGGCACAUUUGAGUACAUAAUUAAUGAGCCCUUAAUGUGUCAAUUUUAUUAUUCUGCCAAGAAAAUGAUCAAAGUCAUGACUGGGUGGGACAUGUUAACAUAAGAGCCUAAUUAAGUCUUAGACACUUUUAUUUCAAGACAUUGUCAUCUUGUUUUUGCUCACGUGAUACCAUUUGCUUUGAAGAAAGCAAUAUAUAGAAACAUUUCACUGUCAAUAAAUAUUUAGAGUGAA